Molecule: messenger RNA, 757 nt
Organism: Dermochelys coriacea (leatherback sea turtle)
Lineage: Eukaryota; Metazoa; Chordata; Testudines; Dermochelyidae
Exons: 2
Coding region: 59-676 (205 amino acids)
Source: RefSeq, a predicted model, not a curated record
ACGGCUGCUACUCUGAAACCUCCAGGUAUGUGAGUCUAGGGACAACAAGGAGAAUGAUAUGGUGGAUGAGGAAGAGGAAGAGGAGAAUGGGGGACAGGUGAAUGGUGGAUCUAUUCUCCUCGAGAGCCAGGAAAUAUUUUUAAUCUUGGAGCCCUGGGGGUUGCAGGACAUCAUGGUGGCCAACCAUGAUGCUGGAGAAGGCACCUCUGCUGGAAAUGUGUCCUUCAGCAUGUUAUCAACACCUGAAAGCAGACUUUUGCGGAUUAGGAUGAGGAGAAACAGAAUGCAGGAGGACAUGUUCACCAAGAUCAUGAAUGCCUCUGGGACAGUUGACACAGAGCUGAGAGCAUGGAGGAUUUCACUGUCUGAGAAGUUAGACACGGACAUGGAGAGCAGGAAAGCUUCCCAUAAGCAUGAGUGUGUGGCGCAGGAUGAGAUGCUCUGGAUUAUGAGGGACAAAUCAGACAUGUUGAGGUGUCUGGUUGAACUUCAGGAACAGAAGCAGAAAGGUAGAGUCCUUCUGCACACCCUGUGGCAGAGCCAGCCAGCAUUGCCUGAUGCAGAAUCACCCUCUGCGAAGCAUUCCAUGAGGCAUGGGAGAAAAGUCCAUUAUCCCUUUCACUUAAUUCAGGGGGUGGGUACAAGGAACAGAAGGUGCCCAUUCACAGACCUUUGAUGGUCUGGAAUGAGGUGUUGUUCUUCUUACAGCUAAAAAUGUUCAACUUUACAACCCCUUUUCCCCAAGCUAACUUUUUUU